CAAUCAAAGGCUUUCCUGCAGACUUAUGUAGCACGUGCGUGCCGCCUUUAGGCUGGGAGGGGGCAGCGCAGCCCCGCUGCCUGCCUGCCGCCUGGUUCCGUCUGCAGCCUGAGGUGUUCACGCACGGCAGCCUCCUCCAGACCGUGACGGGGCGAGUUCGCUGUCGGUGAAAAAGGCGCUGCCGAGUGCGUCUGUGCGCACGCGCGCGCACGUGUGUGUGUUUUGAUGAGAGGGGGGGGGGGUUUCUGAGGAAAACAGCAGGGAUUCACGCACGCCGCCCUCACAGGAAGCAGGAGCGCACCGAGAGCGGAGCAGCGGACGCGCAAAGGAGCAGAGAAACAAAUCGCUGCAGAUCAAACGCAAAGAAAGGGUGGAUGAUGAUGGUGCUCCUUCCACCAGAGAAAACACCUAAAAGGUGAUACCUCUGCUCUGAGGUCACAGUGAAGCUGUGGGACAUAAACAGAAAGCUGUGUUUUCCCGGUUCCGUUUCCUGUCAGUGAAUGCACCUUUGCGACAUGGAGACGCUGUCCCAGGACUCGAACCUGGAGUGCCAGAUCUGCUUCAACUUCUACAGCCCCCGGCGGCGGCCCAAACUCCUGGACUGCCAUCACACGUGCUGCUCCGUUUGUCUGAACCUAAUGCGCAGCAGCCAGAAGGAGAUCCGCUGCCCCUGGUGCCGCAGCGUGACCAAACUGGCCCCCGGCCUGUCCGUCUCCCAGCUGCCUGACGAUCCGGACGUCGUCACUGUGAUAGCUGUCCCUCACGUGUCUGAGCACACCCCCAUCUUCAUCCGCCUCCCCAGCAGUGGGUGCUACAUGCUCCCCCUGCCCGCCAAGGAGCGGGGGUCCGGCCUGCAGGGGGAGCUGGGCUGUCGCUUUCUUCCAGGUGGGCCGCACAAAGGGGUGAGCGUGGUGACCGUGCCCGAGCGGCAGCCCCUGGACAUAGCCAUAGGGCUGGAGGCGGGCGAUAGGGAGGGUGGGGUUACCGGCCCGGUGGGCGGGGUGAAAGGGUCCUCGUGGUCUGGUGUGUGCACGGUGAUCCUGGUGGCGUGCGUGCUGCUUUUUCUGCUGGGCAUCGUGCUGCACAACAUGUCCUGCAUCUCCAAACGCUUCACCGUCAUCUCCUGCGGAUGAGGGGCGGGGCCCAGGCUGCAGACCCUCCAGCACCUGAGGGACUGAACUCACAUGACGGGAUUUGGAUCUCAAAAGUUUGGGGGGGGGGGGGGGACUGUAGAGUUCUUCAAAUUCCUGGAUGACAGCACAGAUGAACCUCAAAUUGGGGGUUGUGUAAAUUUAAAGGACCCGAAUGUUUCUGAAAGAUGAUUUUCCUUUAUGAUUGUGUUUUGACUCAUUUCAGUUCUUCAUGGAAAAAGGGGGGGAGGGGAGGGGGCAUAAAGAGGGUCAAAGAGAAGGGGUAUCAGGGGCAUCAUCUCAUCAGUGAGGUUUAAAUAUCUUUACACCUGUUAAAGAAGAGGAGCUAACUUUUCUCUUGAAAAUCCUUUUUUUUUUACUUUCAAAAAUAUUGUAAAUAAAAUUUUUACCACCUUUUUAAAAGAA
Oryzias latipes (Japanese medaka) is the source of this 1556-nucleotide messenger RNA. It is a transcript of the gene rnf152, whose product is annotated as ring finger protein 152. The record is from RefSeq and is a predicted model, not a curated record. Lineage: Eukaryota; Metazoa; Chordata; Actinopteri; Beloniformes; Adrianichthyidae. Gene Ontology annotation, molecular function: ubiquitin protein ligase activity.